Messenger RNA from Octopus bimaculoides (California two-spot octopus), 2336 nucleotides. RefSeq lists its product as uncharacterized. The record is from RefSeq and is a predicted model, not a curated record. NCBI's taxonomy places the organism in Eukaryota, Metazoa, Mollusca, Cephalopoda, Octopoda, Octopodidae. Gene Ontology annotation, molecular function: protein binding. Gene Ontology annotation, biological process: intracellular signal transduction.
UCGUCGGUGUUUACUCAUAAGCUCCGACACUCAAUAUGCUGGAAGAACGUGAUUAUUGUUGAGCAAGGUAAAACUCGAACCCGCUUCUUCUCUCUUUCCUCCUUUCUCUCGCUUAUAUUUUCCCCUCUUUUUUCUUUUCCUCCACCACGGCUAAUGUUACCUGUCAGCAGUCAUUCAUCGAAAAUACAGUGCAAAAACACUGCUUAAGUUCUGGAAGUUUUCUAGUAGUGGUCAUUUCUGGACACUGAAUUUAGCUGAAAGAAAGUUUUAGGAGUUUAAAAGGAAGACAAAAGAAUAUUAAUUUGCACCUGUUUAGUUAUGAUAUUUUGUCUUACCUGGACGAGUUGGAUAUCGAUAGUUCGCUUUUGAGCAAUGUGGUAUAUAAUGGAGACGGUACAACGGUCGUAUGAAAUGUCUGAAAGACUGAUCAGGGCCAUCAGCAACUGGAACUUGGUGGACCAACCUUUCGAUGAUGAUAUUGAAGAACUAAUCAACAAUGGUGCCGAUGUGAACCAACCCCAUGGCUCUUUGCUUCCAUUGCACUGUACAUGCAUGGUCAGUGAUGCUGAGUGUCUGCAACUGUUGCUGCAAAAUGGUGCCAGAGUGAAUGACUUAGAUGGUUAUCUGAGGACAGCUUUGCAUUAUGCAGCCGAGAAAGACGAACAGUGCAUACUGAUCUUACUGCAACAUGGGGCAAAUAUAAAUGCACGUGAUGGCAGUGGCAAUACCCCGUUACACUGGGCAUCGUACAAGAACAAGAUUGAAUGUGUCCAGGUGUUAUUGCAGCAGGGAGCUGACCCUGAUGUCCGUAACGAUAACAGUGAUACACCCCUCAGUUGGGCCGCACUGAAGGGGAACCUCAAGAUCAUCCAACUACUACUUGAAUAUAACGCUGAUCUGUGCAACAGAAACACAAGGGGUUACACACCUUUAAUGCAGGCUGCCUAUGUCCAGGGUAGAGGGUUGAACUGUUUGGACAACACAAGUCUUGAAUUGUUAAUUAAAGCUUCAGGUCCGUUAGGUGUGCACAGUAAAUGUGUAGAUUUGAUUUCAGAGCUUUGUCAGGAUAGCAAAGUGAAGAAGUUGCUAUUGUCACUCUGUAGGAACCCUUGUGCGCUACAAAAUCUUUGUUGUCUGGUCAUACGUAAAGCCCUGGGUUACUGUUAUCUACCAGAGGUCAUACCUAAACUACCCCUGCCAACUCAAUUACAAAAAUUGCUCAUGUUGCAAACCUAAGCUUUGAGAUGGCUUCAUGACUUUUUUUUUCUUUUUUUUGACAAUGGUUGAACAAUGAGUGAGUGAGUGUGAUACAAAUGGAUGUGAUUUCUAUCUCUUCAUCUCUCUCUCCCUUUCUCUUUCACCUAUUACUCCUGCUCUCUCUUUUCUUUCCCAUCUUUGUCUCUCACCUCUGUCUCCCUUCCUCUCAUCCCUUUUUCCUCCCCUCUCAAAUACCAUUUAUCUUGCCAUCUAUUUCUCAUCCUGUUCUUCACAUAAACCCCGUAAGGAUCAGUUUUUCGCUCUCCCCCUCCCUUGACCCUCAUCUGGUUCCAUCAUUCCAGAUUCUCUUCAGGCUUCAUCUACAAUCUGCUACAAACAUCAUGUGAUGAAAGUAACCCCCAAUAAACUGAAGGGACCAACUUGUUUGCUUCUUGGUUUGGAUGGAUCAGAGGUGAUUUGUUGUAAGCCCUCUUUUUCUAAUAGCCCCUACUACUUUAUAUAUUAGGCCACUCUUCUAAGGCCCCUUUCUACUCUGUAUCAGAUAAAGCACUCUUCUAAGGCUCUUUCUGCCCUUUCUAAUAGAGCAACUUUCUAAGGCUUCUUCUGUCCUCUAUAAUAAAGCUCCCUUUUAAGUCCCCUUCUGUCCUCUAUAAUAAAGCUCUCUUCUAAGGCCAAUUCUGCCCUGUAACACACUCUUAAGGCUCCUUCUGUUCCUGUAUAAUAAAGCUCUUUUCUAAGGCUUCUUCUGCCCUCAAUAAUAAGGCACUAUUUCACUAUUCUAAGACCCCUUCUGUCCUAUAUAAUAAAACCCUCUUCUAAGGCUCCUUCUGUCCUAUAUAAUAAAGCUCUCGUCUAAGGCCCCUUCUGUCCUGUAUCAUGGAGCACUCUUUUAACGUCCCCUCUCUUGUACAUAUUAGAGCAGUCUUUUAAGGCCCUUUCUUCUGUAUAUAAUAAAGCAAUGUUAUCAGGCCCUUUCUCUUGUCUACAACAGCGUUUAUUGUAAGCCUCUAUGCAUGUAUAGUGAUUCCUUUUCUUACAAAAAACUGUUGCAAUAUAAAUGUAAUUCUGGCUUUGAACAAUAAAAGAAGAAAACAAUGUAUAGAUUUAUUUUACUUAAA